AGAGGAAUCCCGGUGGGUCAAUACCUAAGGUUAAGAAGGAACUGUUCAUCCACUGAGGACUUCAAACAUAAAGCCACUGAAUUAAGACAGAGAUUUAAACAGAGAGGAUAUCCGAUUAGAUGUCUAAAACAGGCCUACCAGAGGGCUUUAAACUGUAACCGUGGGGAAUUGUUACAAGAUAAACCCAUCUUUGAGUCAAAAAAACUCAUUAGAUGUAUAGCCAACUACGAUGCGGGUUGGACCAAAAUGAGACACGUGAUUGGCCGCUUUUGGCCAUUACUCACACAAGACCUCCACCUUAAAGACAUAAUCCCACCGAAAGUAUCCAUUACAGCCAGGAGAGGCAGGAAUAUGAAAGAAAUACUCGUACCUAGCCACUUCUCUGGCCUUAAAAAAUCUAAUACCACCUGGAUGAACAUACAGGGCACAUACCAAUGUGGGCGUUGUGUCGCAUGUAUGUACAUAGCCAAAGGUUCCAAAACUCUUACGAAUUCUACUGACUCUGACACAAUUAAUGUAAGACAGUUUUUUAACUGCAAUACCACAGGAAUCGUCUACUUACUGACAUGCAAAUGCGGCUUAAAAUAUGUAGGCAAAACUAUACGCCCAUUUAAGAAACGCAUCAUGGAACAUGUCCACUCU
Messenger RNA from Pelobates cultripes (western spadefoot toad), 642 nucleotides. The record is from the annotation of a GenBank genome assembly. Lineage: Eukaryota; Metazoa; Chordata; Amphibia; Anura; Pelobatidae.